This is a messenger RNA of Lotus japonicus, 1833 nucleotides long. Its product is annotated as pentatricopeptide repeat-containing protein At4g21705, mitochondrial-like. The record is from RefSeq and is a predicted model, not a curated record. Gene Ontology annotation, cellular component: mitochondrion. Gene Ontology annotation, molecular function: protein binding. The coding region runs from base 174 to 1688 and encodes 504 amino acids. The transcript has 2 exons. Lineage: Eukaryota; Viridiplantae; Streptophyta; Magnoliopsida; Fabales; Fabaceae.
UUUAAGGAAAUAAAGCAAAAAAACCUCUAUCUGUCACUCCAAGGUUUGGAAUGUUUCAACCCGACCCGUAAAAGCGUUACCAUUAACACGCGACUGGUCUCUCUUCCUUACUGAGCUAGUUUCGCAACCUCACCACCCUCCCUAGCUUCUCAACUCCUCUACCGGCGUUGGAAAUGGCAUCAUCACCGUUCUCUGCGAUCCUCCGCAACAAGUUCCAUAGCUUCACCGCCACAUUUCAGCUUCUGAGACCGUAUUGCUCCGCCUCCACCACUGUCACGAUUAACCGGAGAAACCUCUACUCCAGAAUCAGCCCCCUCGGUGACCCUUCUCUCAGCGUGGUUCCCGUUCUCGAAAACUGGCUCCAAGAGGGUCACGCCGUCAGGGACCAGGAGCUCCAGCGUAUCGUCAAAACUCUACGCACCCGGAAACGCUUCACUCAAGCUCUACAGGUUUCUGAAUGGAUGAGUAGCAAAGGGCUCUGCCCAAUUUUGCCAGGUGACCGAGCCGUGCAGCUAGAACUUAUUGGUAGAGUUCGUGGACUGGAGAGUGCAGAGAGCUAUUUUCAGAAUUUGAGUGAUAGUGACAAAACUGAAAAGGUUCAUGGUGCCCUUUUGAAUUGUUAUGUGAUGGCAGGAUCAGUUGACAAGUCACUCUCCCAGAUGCAGAAGAUGAAGGACAUGGGUUUUGUUUCUCCUCUCCAUUACAACAAUAUAAUGAGCCUCUACACACGAACUGAACAACAUGAGAAAGUCCCAGAUGUUUUGGCAAUGAUGAAAGAAGACGGUGUUUCUCCUGACAUUUUCAGCUACAGGAUUUGCUUAAACUCAUAUGGCGCGAGAUCUGACCUCGAGAAUAUGGAGAAACUGUUGGAGAAAAUUGAAACAGAAGGCGACAUUGCCGUGGAUUGGAUGACAUAUUCUACGGUGGCUAACUUCUACGUGAAAGCAGGCCUGAAAGAUAAAGCUCUUAUCUACCUGAAGAAGUGUGAGGACAAGGCAUACAAACGCGACGCAGUUGCUUACAAUCAUAUGAUUUCACAUUAUGCAAGUCUUGGGAAGAAGAAAGACAUGAUGAGAUUGUGGAAACUGCAGAAAGAUAACUGUAAGAAGCAACUUAAUAGGGAAUAUAUAACCAUGUUGGGUUGUCUGGUGAAGUUAGGGGACCUUGAGGAAGCUGAGAAAUUACUUGGUCAGUGGGAGUUAUCUGGUAACACUUACGAUUUCAAGGUGCCAAACAUCCUCCUGAUUGGGUAUUCACGGAAGGGAUUGAUUGAAAAGGCAGAAACGAUGCUCCGAAGCAUGGUUGAUAAAGGGAAGACUCCUACUCCUAACAGUUGGUCUAUUAUAGCAUCUGGGCAUGUGGCCAAGGAGAACAUGGAGAAGGCAUUUCAGUGCUUCAAGGAGGCUUUGGCUGUGCUAGCUGAGAAUAAAGGUUGGAGACCAAAAUCUGAUGUUGUUUCCAGCAUAUUGAGUUGGGUUACUGAUAACAGAGAUAUAGAGGAAGUAGAAGAUUUUGUAAAUUCAUUGAAGAAAGUGAUGUCAAUGAAUAGGGACAUGUAUCUGUCUUUGAUCAAGCUAUAUGUUAGAUGUGGGAGGGAAGUAGAUGGGGUUUUAGAGAGCAUGAAAGCUGACAAUAUUGAGCUCGAUGAAGAGAUGGAAGAAAUUCUCAACUCAAGAUUGCAACAAUAGUGAUUUUUUGUUUUCCCUACCUUUUUUUUUUGUCUUGCAACAAUUUUAUAUUGCAUCAUUUGCAUUUUAUCUCCUCUCUUUUCUGGUGUAAGUGUAUCAAGUUUUCAUUGAGGAAGGUGGGCAUCUAAGAAAACGUGUUUGAUCU